Elaeis guineensis (African oil palm) is the source of this 1013-nucleotide messenger RNA. Lineage: Eukaryota; Viridiplantae; Streptophyta; Magnoliopsida; Arecales; Arecaceae. The record is from RefSeq and is a predicted model, not a curated record.
AAACCAGCGUUAAAGCGAUCGGAUAUGCCUCGAGCUUUCACCUCUGGAAUUGCUCGCUCUUCCCGAUGGCGUCCGCCCUCCUCUCGCUCCGGCCCGCCCUCAGCCCUCCGUUCUCCUCCUAUUCCUUCUCUUCCCACCGCGUCUUCUCUUUCUCCUCCUCCGCCUCGGCCUUUUCGAGCCUUUCAAGGAGGACGAGGAGAGGCCGCCGUCUCCGUCCUCUCGCCAUGGGCGGCGAUCUCUUGGGAGACUUGGGCGCCAGAGACCCUUUCCCGGAGGAGAUCGAGAGCAAUUUCUGUGAGAACGUCGUUGGGAACGUUGACACGGAGCACAAGAUUCUGAUCCCAAACCUCUCCGCUCUCUCUAUUGCCCAAAUGAGCUGCAAGCCCGUCUCUCCCUCCCAGCCUCCCAUGUCGAGGGAGGACGCUGAGAAGCUACUUAAAAAGGUUGUUGGUUGGAGGUUCGUCGAGGAUGAUGGUGGGCCAAAAUUACAGUGCCUGUGGAGAGUACGGGAUUAUGGAUGCGGAGUAGAGCUUAUCAGUAGAAUUUAUAAGGUCGCAGAGGCCGCCGGGCAUUAUCCAAAUCUUCAUUUGGAACAGCCCAAUCAAGUUAGGGCGGAACUAUGGACUUCUUCGAUAGGUGGUUUAAGUAUGAACGACUUUAUUGUGGCUGCUAGAAUAGAUGAGAUCAAAACAUUAGAUCUUCUCCCAAACAAACGAAUAUGGGCAUAACUGUGGAAGCACGUCUCAGCUAUUCAAGAGAUAUUUAAGAUUUUUAAAUGAGUUAAACAGCCUGCUAUUGAAACCAAUUAUGGAAACUCAUGUUGCUUGUGAUUAUUCAGUGUGUUUCUCCCCUUUUUUCUCUUAUGAGGCUUGUGAAUAUUUAAGCUUCAUUUUUAUUUCUUCAAGGCAUUUCCAGUUCAAUUGUCAAUACAAUGAUAUUCAAUGUUAGUGCCUGACCUGGAUGGUCAUCGUUUUUUGCAAUCAAUGAAGGAAUAAAUGUUAUCCAAUUACCAA